Messenger RNA from Moesziomyces antarcticus, 1545 nucleotides. RefSeq names its product NADH-ubiquinone oxidoreductase. Gene Ontology annotation, molecular function: NAD binding; NADH dehydrogenase (ubiquinone) activity; 4 iron, 4 sulfur cluster binding. The record is from RefSeq and is a predicted model, not a curated record. Lineage: Eukaryota; Fungi; Basidiomycota; Ustilaginomycetes; Ustilaginales; Ustilaginaceae. The transcript has a single exon. Bases 1 to 1545 code for a protein of 514 amino acids.
AUGCCAUCACUCGCCACUGCCACACCUGCAGGUUUGGUCGCUCGAGGCGCCGCUCGCUCGGCAAAGAGCCUCAACAAUGUCGCCAAGAUCGCGUGCGCCACUCCGUCGCAGGCGCGCGGCCUCGCCACCGUCACCGACACGCCCGUGCGCUCGUUCGGUGGCCUGCGCGACCAGGACCGCAUCUUCCAGAACGCCUACAUGCGCCACGACCACGGCCUCAAGGGUGCCAAGGCGCGCGGUGACUGGCACCGCACCAAGGACAUCCUGCUCAAGGGCCACGACUGGAUCAUCCAGCAGAUGAAGGACUCGGGCAUGCGCGGCCGUGGUGGUGCCGGAUUCCCCUCGGGUCUCAAGUGGAGCUUCAUGAACAAGCCCGGCUGGGAGAAGGACCCGCGCCCGCGCUACCUCGUGAUCAACGCCGACGAGGGCGAGCCCGGUACUUGCAAGGACCGCGAGAUCAUGCGCGGUGACCCGCACAAGCUCAUCGAGGGCUGCCUCGUCGCCGGCCGCGCCAUGAACGCCAACGCCGCCUACAUCUACGUGCGCGGUGAGUUCUACCUCGAGGUGGCGCACCUGCAGCACGCCAUCAAGGAGGCGUACGCCGACGGCCUCAUCGGCAAGAACGCGUGCGGAUCGGGCUACGACUUUGACGUCUAUGUGCACAAGGGUGCCGGCGCGUACAUCUGCGGCGAGGAGACCGCGCUCAUCGAGUCGCUCGAGGGCAAGCAGGGCAAGCCGCGUUUGAAGCCGCCCUUCCCCGCCGACGUGGGUGUGUUUGGCUGCCCCACCACCGUGGCCAACGUGGAGACGGUCGCUGCGGCGCCCACCAUCAUCCGCCGCGGACCGACGUGGUUCGCCGGCUUUGGCCGUGACAAGAACCAGGGCACCAAGCUGUUCGCCAUCUCGGGCCACGUGAACAACCCGUGUGUGGUGGAGGAGGAGAUGUCGAUUCCGCUCAAGGAGCUCAUCGAGCGUCACUGCGGUGGCGUGCGCGGAGGCUGGGACAACCUGCUGGGUAUUGUGCCCGGUGGAUCGUCGGUACCCAUUCUGCCCAAGCACAAGUGCGAGGAGGUGCUGAUGGACUUUGACUCGCUGCGCGAGAACCAGUCUUCGCUGGGCACGGGCGCGGUGAUUGUGAUGGACAAGACCACGGAUGUUGUGCAGGCGAUCUCGCGCUUCGCCAAGUUCUACAAGCACGAGUCGUGCGGCCAGUGCACGCCGUGCCGCGAGGGCACCACCUGGCUGGCCAACAUGAUGGAGCGCUUCGAGGAGGGACGCGGCAACAACCGCGAGAUCGACAUGAUCUACGAGCUCACCAAGCAGAUGGAGGGCCACACGAUCUGUGCGCUCGCCGAUGCGGCCGCGUGGCCGAUCCAGGGUCUGCUGCGCUGGUUCCGCCCCGAGAUCGAGGAGCGCAUGCGUCUGUACCAGGAGAAGAACGGCCCCGUGCUCGUCGGCGGCAGAAGGCUCAAGGACAUGGACCCGGACUAUGCCUUCCCUGCCAACAUGGGCACCCCGCUCUCGCCCAAGGCGCUCACCCAGUAA